Molecule: messenger RNA, 1035 nt
Organism: Menidia menidia (Atlantic silverside)
Lineage: Eukaryota; Metazoa; Chordata; Actinopteri; Atheriniformes; Atherinopsidae
Source: the annotation of a GenBank genome assembly
UUGCCGGAUAUUAAUCUGGCAGUGACUAAUGUCUUGUUUUUUGCAGGGUGGACCAAAUUUGCACGUCUCACGCGUGCACUCACCAACAACCGCAACACGUUGCAGCAAAUGGCACCCAUUGGCAAACAUGAAGUCAGUCAUAAACAGUCAAGACUAGCCGAGGUUUUGCAGCUCAACUCUGACAUCCUCCCGCAGUACAAGCAGGAAGCCCCCAAGACCCCUCCUCACAUCAUCCUGCAUUAUUGCACCUUCAAGACCACCUGGGACUGGGUCAUCCUCAUCCUCACCUUUUAUACGGCCAUCAUGGUUCCCUAUAACGUUUCUUUCAAGACCAAGCAGAACAACAUUGUUUGGCUGGUGCUGGAUAGCGUUGUGGAUGUAAUUUUCCUGGUGGACAUCGUUCUCAACUUCCACACCACCUUCGUGGGUCCCGGUGGAGAGGUGAUUUCUGACCCAAAACUAAUCCGUAUGAACUACCUGAAGACCUGGUUUGUCAUAGACCUGCUGUCCUGUCUGCCUUAUGACAUCAUCAAUGCCUUUGAGAAUGUGGACGAGGGCAUUAGCAGUCUGUUCAGCUCCCUGAAGGUGGUCCGCCUGCUGCGUCUUGGCCGGGUGGCCAGGAAACUGGACCACUAUCUGGAAUACGGUGCAGCUGUUCUGGUCCUGCUGGUCUGCGUGUUUGGACUGGUGGCCCACUGGCUUGCCUGCAUCUGGUACAGCAUUGGAGACUAUGAAGUCAUCGAUGAGGCCACCAACACCAUCAAGAUGGACAGCUGGCUUUACCAGUUGGCUAUCAGUAUUGGAUCACCUUAUCGAUACAAUGCCAGCGGCUCAGGCCAGUGGGAGGGUGGCCCCGGCAAAGACUCUCUGUACAUCACAUCUCUGUAUUUCACCAUGACAAGUCUUACAACUAUUGGCUUCGGCAAUAUUGCCCCGACCACUGAUGGAGAGAAAAUCUUUUCUGUGGCUAUGAUGAUGGUGGGAUGUAAGUAUGACAGACACUCACUGACACAUUUUGCUUUAAGUAUCCUGUGA